GGCCCUGGAGCUCCCCAAGAUGGAGACGGUGCCGCUUAUUCUCUGCUGAAGGAAAAUAUCUCGUGAGACGUAAGCGGGGGGAAGGGAUCGGGAGAAGAAGCGGGACCCGCACCGGGACAUUGUAGGCGCAGUGCUGAAGUUUGGGAAGAUGUCUGAUACUACUGAUAUCUGCCCUCAUCUGGAUUCAGUAGGAGAAAUCACUAAAGAGGAGCUGUUACAGAAAUCAAAGGGUACAUGUCAGUCAUGUGGUGUUGGUGGACCAAAUCUAUGGGCCUGCCUUCAGAAUGGCUGCUCCUACAUAGGAUGUGGGGAGUCAUAUGUUGAUCACAGCACAUUGCAUUCGCAGGCUAAGAAGCAUAACUUGACUGUGAACCUGACUACAUUCCGAGUAUGGUGUUAUGCGUGUGAGAAGGAAGUUUUCCUGGAACAGCGAUCCAUUGCACCGAGCCCAGCACUGUCAAGCAGAUCAACAGAGCAGGGCCCUGGCUUCGCGCUGGGCAGUUAUCCACUCAAAACUGUUCCCAUUGCUGUUGCAGAUGAGGGAGAAUCAGAGUCUGAGGAGGAUGAGCUAAAACCAAGAGGGCUCACGGGCAUGAAGAACAUCGGAAACUCCUGCUACAUGAACGCUGCUCUACAGGCUUUGUCCAAUUGUCCACCACUCACCCAAUUCUUCUUGGAGUGUGUAGGCUUGGUUCGUACAGACAAAAAACCAGCUCUUUGUAAAAGCUACCAGAAACUGAUCUCUGAGCUUUGGCACAAAAAACGUCCUAGCUAUGUUGUUCCGACAAGCCUUGCCCAUGGCAUUAAGUUGAUUAAUCCAAUGUUUCGUGGCUACGCACAGCAGGAUACACAGGAAUUUCUCCGCUGUUUGAUGGAUCAACUCCACGAAGAACUUAAGGAACCCUUGUCUGAGCGAGACUCUGAUUGCUCAAGUGACACGGAUGAAAAGCGUGAUGGUGACAGAAGCCCUUCAGAGGACGAAUUUCUGUCUUGUGACUCUGGCGCAAGCAGCGACAAAGGGGAAGGGGAGAACAGAAGCAGGUAUACUGCCGAGAAGCAAAUUGAGACUGAGCUCCUAAUUCAGGACGAAUGCGGGAAAGGAAUUUCAGAAAAGGAGAGGCAGAAAGACAGAAAAUUUUCAUGUGGACACCAUAGAUUGGGGACAGUGGAUGCAAUUGAUGAAGAUGCGGAUGUGGACACGUCUCUGAGUUCUGGAGAUGCUGGAGGUUCUGGAGAUGCUCCCACUUCCACGGCUUCCAACAAUUCCUGCAAAACGCCAGAGCCUGACAAUGACAUAAACAUGCAUUGCACAUCGCGGUCCUGCAGUCCCAUCCACCAAGAACUUCACUCCAAUUUGUCCACCAGUCCACCUCGAUCAAGUCCAAUGCGAGCGGUGUCAUCGUUUUCUCUCAAAAAAGCUCAACUUCUAUUAUCUACCAAAAAGAAAAAGCAGGCCAAGUACCGCAGUGUAAUUUCUGAUAUCUUUGAUGGGUCAAUUUUGAGCUUAGUCCAAUGUCUCACAUGUGAUAGAAUUUCUUCCACAGUGGAAACAUUUCAGGAUUUGUCAUUGCCAAUUCCUGGGAAAGAAGACCUCGCUAAACUGCAUGCGUCCAUCCACCAAAACGUACCAGUGAAAACAGGCACUUGUAGUGAUGCUUACACUACACAAGGAUGGGUUGCGUUCAUUAUGGACUAUAUUAGAAGGUUUGUUGUAUCCUGCAUCCCAAGCUGGUUUUGGGGCCCUGUGGUGACUUUAGAAGACUGCUUAGCUGCCUUUUUUGCUGCGGAUGAGCUGAAAGGUGACAAUAUGUACAGUUGUGAGCGAUGUAAAAAGUUAAGGAAUGGAGUCAAAUACUGCAAAGUCCUUAAGCUUCCAGAGAUUCUUUGUAUUCACUUGAAACGCUUUCGCCAUGAAGUGAUGUACUCCUUUAAAGUAAAUAGCCACGUGUCUUUCCCGUUGGAAGGUCUUGACCUUCGACCAUUUCUUUCCAAGGAGAGCUCAUCUCAAAUCACAGCCUACGAUCUUUUGUCUAUUAUUUGUCAUCAUGGAACUGCAGGCAGUGGACAUUAUAUAGCCUAUUGCCAGAAUGUAAUUAAUGGUCAGUGGUACGAGUUCGAUGAUCAGUAUGUCACAGAGGUCCAUGAGACAGUAGUACAGAAUGCUGAGGCUUAUGUACUUUUUUACAGGAAGAGCAGUGAAGAGGCAGUGCGGGAAAGACAAAAGGUUGUAGCUUUGGCCAAUGCGAAGGAACCCAGCCUCCUCCAAUUCUACAUCUCCAGGGAGUGGCUAAACAAGUUCAACACCUUCACAGAGCCAGGGCCAAUCACCAACUACACCUUCCUCUGUUUACAUGGAGGCAUUCCACCGAACAAGUAUCACUACAUUGAUGAUCUGGUGGUGAUUCUGCCUCAAAAUGUUUGGGAAUAUUUGUACAACAGGUUUGGAGGUGGCCCUGCUGUGAACCAUUUAUACAUCUGUUCCAUUUGCCAAGUAGAAAUUGAGGCAAUUGCUAAAAGGAGGAAAAUGGAAGUUGACACUUUUAUAAAGCUAAACAAAGCAUUCCAGGCUGAGGAGUCUCCCAGUGUCAUUUACUGCAUAAGCAUGCAGUGGUUCAGAGAGUGGGAAGGUUUCGUUAAAGGCAAGGAUAAUGAGCCUCCAGGUCCAAUAGACAACAACAAAAUUGCAAUCAAUAAGGGUGGCCAUGUUCAACUUAAACAAGGUGCAGAUUAUGGUCAGAUAUCAGAGGAAACGUGGAAUUAUCUGCUCACUAUUUAUGGCGGGGGACCAGAAAUUGCCAUGCGACAGAGUGUGGUUCAGGCUGACUUGGACAGUCCACAAGGAGAACGGAAAAUAGAAGCGGAAACCCGAGCCGUGUGACCAUUGAUCUGCCAAAAAAAUGGUUGAAAGGCUAUGAUCCUGAGGUCAAGGAUAAUGAGCACAGCACCGUUUGCACCUGUGAUGAAUCUAUGUGAGCACUUUGUAAUUUAACUGUAGAAAUCCUUUUUAAAGCUAUUUUAUUUCUUUCUGACUAAAUGUACGGCUAGAAAAAGAAGUGCAUUGCAUAAUACCAUGCAUAGUGUCGAGAGCGCUCUGGAUACAGUAAUGCUGUACUUGGAUAAGUCUUGACUGUAUUUUCUUUAAGUAGAGCCUACACUUCUGUUUGUCCUGUGUGUAUGUAUAAAACACACAUCUUGUUCUGCCAAGAGGUCUGUCAUUUGUGUAUCUUAAUUACAGUAGCGAUUUGGGCCUGCAAUAUCGUGAUGAUGCACAUGCAACAUAGCUGGUAUGGUCUUAAGCCCAAGGGUUAAAUGAAGUCUUCACAAGAUGGUUUCUUUAGGGAGAGAAUUUCUCCCAGUGGUUCUAGUAGCAGUUUGGCAAUGUCACCGAAUUACACUGUUCAAUGCUGAUGCAAUUGUUGCUAGUUUUCCAAUGUAAUCUAUGCAGCCGGUGUUUGAUCUCAACAUGUGUAAAUAUUUUUGUUUUGUUAUUCCCAAGCUCAUUAUGGCUCUCCCAUCCUACGCAUCAUUUCCCAAUUUGAUUUAUAAAUGGAAUUUGAGCUUUUAGGCAGGUUAGCUUGUUCUGAAUUUUUAUUUUUUUUUAAAUGUUUUAAAAGGGAUGACCAGAUGACUUGGUAAAGAGCAGGAGUUCCCAAAGGGGGUACUCACCAUUAUAAUUUGCUGUGUCACUGGCAUUACCAAUAUGCAUUCUUAAUUAUGUGCCAAAGUUUCUGCAUUGGAGGAAAAAUCCUCAAUAUGCAUCUUAAAAUUUUACCUGAUGGAGGAGUUGCGGGGGGCCACUGAGCUACACCUCUGAUUAAUUCCCUACAAACACAUGUUUUGGUGUAAGCAUUCAACUCAAGGACACAAUUUGAUUGAGGAGGGGGAGUUGGAGAGUUAAAUGAAUACAAAACGGUAGCCAUCCACAUCCCAUGUAGAAAAAAUUUAAGAUUUCUAUCUCAGAAUAAAAAUAUAAAGAACAGCAAGAUCAAUAUGAUAAUGGUGGAAGACCCCAAAUGCCAUCUUCCUAUGCUGUCCCAAAUCCCUUACUGCUUUGGUAUUGAAAUCUAUCAAACUCUGCCUUGACCAUGUUCAACAACUAAGCAUCUACAGCUCACUCUCUGGUAGAGAAUUCCAAAGAUGACAAUGUAGAACUGAGAUGUGAAAUUUCUUUACUCAGGAUUGUGAAUCCUUGAAAUUUUGUACCACUUGAGGUGACAGGGCAAGAAGAUAGAGUUGAGGGAGAAGGUCAGGCUGGUAUUAUUGAAAAGCGAAGCAACUCGAGAGUUUGAAUCACUUAUUCCUUUGACAAAUUAACUCAUUUAAACACAUCUUGAGUUUUGUAGUCACCUCCUUAAUUCAUUUGCUUAGCUGAUUUAUGCAUUAAGUUCCUGCCUUGCUGUAUUACUUUAGAUGAUUCACUUUAAACAACUUCCAAUUUUCAAACUGGUUUUCUAAAUUCUAGAAGUUAUGAGCGUUACAGCAAUAGUUCUGAAUUUGAGAGCAUUUAAACAAUUGUUUCCUACAUGGACUGAAACCUCAUGUUGCACCAGUUCCUCCAUUAACUCAUCAAAAUUUGAAAUUCCAAUGCUGAAUUACGGGGAAAAUAUACUUUUUUUUUCCUGGAUGAGUCCUUAGUAACAAUAGAACAUUAACGUUCUUCCACCUCAGUUGGAAAUCUUGACCUUUGCUUAGAUGCUUUUGAAUUUGGUGUUUUACCUAACAUGGCUUAAUCUGAUCAGAGAUCUGUCUGUCCGGAAAUAUUGAACAGAUGCUAUUCAGUUCAUCCCGGUCUUGUAUUAAAAACUUCUGCCUCACCUUAGUGUUGGUAAAAGAACCUUAAGUGCCCACACCCAGGUCAAGAAUUGAACAUUGCAUUCUGCAAUGUCAACUACUGCUAGUUCUACGUUUGCCAUGAUAUAUCAGGCUUUGGACUUGUUCUGUCAGCAGACCCAGAUCUGUCCAGCUUCCUGCCACUUUUUUCCUGAGAAAAGUGAGGUCCCUGGUCAUGAGCAUGCAAUGAAAUACAGUUCAGUUAUGUAAUUGAAGAGCACAAAAUCUCUAGUCAAAUGUUUGUAUUAGCAAUCUGUUAAAAUAGUUUCAGUAGCUUAUUUGAAUAGUUGGGGAUUUUGUAGUUGCACUUUGCCAGUUUGGGUUCAGUGAAAUUUUGGUUGAUAUUAGCCUUGUUCUGCUGUAUGAAUGUCUAUGUUAGAGAUUGUUCACCACUUUCUGCAUGCUCAGAAUGGAACAUGUGGCAAAACAUCCUCCGUUUGUAGAGAGGGGCAAAGAAGAGAAUGGGAGGGGAUUGGGUGGUGGCGUUGCUGGAUGUGGAAUGUAAGUGUUCGCGCAAAGGCUUGUCAGCCUGUCUGAAUCUGCAGAGGAAGAGAAUGCUAAAGGGAUAUUGAACUUCAGAUUAAAAACAAUAAUAAAUAAAUGAUGAGCUGCUUAGCCACCUCCAGUGACCUUUGCCUUGCCCCACCACUGACCCACCCACCAGGUUGUAAGCUAGCCUCUGCAUUUCAACCUGGAGAAACCAAUUAUUGUAGAAACUAGUUUGAUUUUCAAAUUAUUGUUCAUGAGUUACCAUCUCUCUUUUUUCAACCGCCCCACCCCACCUCCUUCUACCUCUCUUCACUCCACAGAGGGAUGUAUGAUCUUGUAGUUUCCCUUGAAAUAACAUUUUAAAGAUAUUUGCUUUUGGAAGUCUAUUUAAAAAUUGAGUGAAAUAUUUUUCAACUGCCUCAUGGAGAUGAUUGAAAAUUUAAUUCCACGAUUUGAAAGAUUAGAGUAGUACCCCAGUAUUGGAGUGUAAUUUUGUUUUCUGUCACUCAUGCGCAUGUACAUAUUAUGCAUGUAUGAGAUAUUAAGUAUUCGCUUUUAAUGAAAAUAAAGAACACUUUUUUUUAAAGUUCUGGGGUAGGGUUGUGGUACCCCAGAGAGGUUGAAAAAAUUGCAAAUCUACUAAAAUUUGGCUCUCUUGGUUACCAAUAGUAGACGUUCCCUGGCAUUACUCACAAUGGACAUUUUUUAUUGAGAUUUAGAUUAAUCAAUAGCAGUGAAAAUUUUCCAAAAUUGAGUUACGGCAGUUGUGGGCAUUUUUAAGCUGUAGGUACCAUAAAAGACAUAUGAAUGUGCAAGACUGGUCAAAUGUUAUAACGGUAGAAGUUUGUAAAACACAAGAUUCUUACACAGAAAAGAGAAUACUGAGACUUUAAAUCAAGCCAUCUUAAGAGGUACAGGGUUGAAAAUUGAAUUUUUUUCCCCCUGACCUCCACCUGUGUGGCCGUUUGGUAUAGAACAAGGAAGGAAAGGUAUUGAUGCAUAACAGCUGUGUUGACUUUUAAAAUGGUCUUUUCUACUUUUCUGAUAAUAUAUGCUGAAGAGUGGUCCCCUGCAGAAUGGCCUCCAUAUCAACAAUGGGUUGUUUUGCUGCCUCCUGUGUUAAUAUUUCUGUGGUUCUAAGAAAGCUGCACAAUAUUCACAGCUGUAAUAUACUUGCUGUCCAUGAAUUUGAACAGGUGUGUCAUAUACUUUCAGGCUGGUGUAUUUUACCUUGGUCUACAGCCAGAUUUAUAUAUAUUUUGGUGCAGUUCCUAAGGAAUAAUUUCCUACUAUUGAGUUCCUUUGUGCAAAGUCUUGUUUUUAUUGCAGAUACGUUUAAGAAUAUUUGUAUGAAAAAUAUUGUGUGAAUUAUUUUUGUAACUAAAUACUCUCCAGAAUUUUUGUUCUUUAAAAAGUACUACCAAAAAUAUUGGUUGUCCAGUUGCCCAGAUUGAAAGCAUUCAAUAUGCAAAUCUAGUUGAUGUAUUUAAAGAGAUUCAGUGUUGUAAGUAUAGGAAAUCUUCACCUGGAAACCAGAACUAGGUGAUACUAGCUUUAAAAUUACAGCUAAGUCAUUCUGGAGUGAUAUGUUUCCACACAGGUUAAAGAAAAUCAGGAAUUCCCAGAUGCACAUGUUAGGUUGGUGAUUUUUUUUGUUCAUGACUGAGAUCAGUAGUUUUUCAUUGGGUAAAGAUGAGGUAGAUGGGACACAGCUGGGCAAGUGGAGCUGAGGCAUAGAUCAGACAUAGUCUGAGUGACAGUGAUUUGAAUGAUUGGACAGAAACCUCCCUUUCCUAUGCUCCAAAUCCCCAAUAUGUUAUAUACCUUAUCAGGACAAGGAGUAGUGGAUCCAUUCUUUCUAGUGGAUGGGAAGUGAUCAGUCUUAUUUUAGAUAGUUAGUGACAUAUUGCCAUAUUGUUGGGUUAUAUUGCAGAGUGUUUUCAGAAAUGUUUGCCGUUAAUGGCAUGGUCACUCACCUUGAGAAAUGAAGAAUAUUCCUAGAUUAAAGGUCUACUUUGUCCACGGAAUAAUGCAACCGAAGUAGCUAGAUUUUUCCCAUCUUGCGGAAAAUUAAGAAUUGUUUGUAUUGAUCCCCUACUUCACGAAUCUCUAUCUGACAGGAUACUUCCUUUAAUAGACUUUUUGCUUUUAUAUAGUUCCCUUCUGAGUUUUGAAAUUUAAUCAAAGUGUAUGACUAAUUUUUACCGAACCUGUUACCGAGGGAAAAUGCCCAAAGGUCUGUAUAAAACACUGCCCUGUCGCUAAGGUUUCAAAUUGAUUCAAUUUUGCUACUCUAAUUAUAAAAUGGAAUGUGAAUCUCUUGCACUGGCUGAACUGCUGAUUCAGUGUUAUAAUGUGUUGCCUUGACACAAUUUGUAAAGGUGGGAUUAAUCUGCUGUAAUCUUUUAUCUUGUGUAGCAGCUGCAAAUUACAAAUUUAAAUUAUUCUCUCAAUUGUACACUUAACGUGAUGGGGUUCAUUAUUGCUUCAUAAGUAAUGCGGAGCUGUUAAGUGCAUAAAUAAAGUGAAAUAAAUGGCAUGAAUAGCUUUAUUAAUUACUUCAUUUAAUUGUACAGUCUGAACAAUUGCCAUUAUGACACAUUUUAGCAAAAUUGAUUUUAAGAAUGUAUGGUUUGUGUUCUUUUUUCAAAGUCUGUUUAUUGUUCAUUUACAGAUGUUUUCAAUAUUCACAAACAUUCAUGUAAACCAUACAGAGCAACUUUAUUUAGCCAUGAUAUGGUGUGGACAAAGUCAGAAGUCAUGCAAUACCUGGUUAUAGCCCAACAGGUUUAAUUGAAAUUUCAAGCUCUCAGAGCGCUCCUCCUUCAGGUGAACGUCACCUGUCGAAACAGCUGCACUUCCAGCUCAUGAUUUCAAAUAAACCUGUCAGACUAUGACCUGGUGUUAUGACUUCUGACAUUAUUUAGAUACAUGUCGGUGAAAUGAUUAGUUUCUCUCCAUUUUUCCAUCCAUUCCUUUUGACACAAAGUUUAAAAAGUCCCACGUCUGUCUUUGUUAAAAGCUUGUCAUUUCCACUUUAAGAAUCACCAUUUACAUAGCUAGAAACCAAUUUUCUUUAGAAAAUAAACUAUUUUGUAUGACUAAUCAUCAUUUUCUUGCACUGUGCAUAUCUUGAAAUGGCUAAGGGGCUAGUUUUCAUGUAGCAAAUAUAGAUUUCACAAAAGACUGAUUUGACACUAUUUAGUAACUACUAAAAGCAGAAGAGUUUUCUGCGAUGAGAAAAAGAUUAGUCCAUCAUUACAUGGCAAAGAUUACUGUGCAUGCAUGUCCCGUUCAUAAUUGUAUAAACUGUCCUAAAUUUCAUAAUCAUCAAACAACUUUAUUUCUGAAUAGUUUAACUAUAUAUUUAUAGCAAUACACUGGUUGCCUCAGUUGCUGAAAUCCUGAUUCUCGCUUUGGAAGUCCAAUUGGUGCAAUAUAUGCCUGCAUCAGUGUGUUUUGACUGUAGCAAAAAAGUCCUCUUGGACCAAUUGGAGAACUUACAGCACCGUGGAAUCCAUCAGAAGUUUGCAAUGUGGAGCAGUUUGCUUUUCUAAUCCAGUUUAGAGCUUCACUCAUGUUCAACUCCUCCACAAAGGCAGCAGGAUUUUCUCAAUGAGUUCAUACAGAAGAUCUCACUGUAUUGGCACAUAACCUUGUCUGUACAUGCCGGUUUGGAGCAGUUAUGAUGUGCUUCCAUUGCUUAAUAACAAAAAUAAAUUAAAAACAGCUCUGGAGAAACUCAGCGGGUCUGGCAGCAUCUAUGGCGACAGGAAGGGUCUUAAUGCGGAGUCCCAUAUGACACUUCGUUGGAAAGUCAGUUCUCUUCCCAGAUGCUGCCAGACCUGUCUGAAUUUCUCCAGCACUUCCUGGUUUAUUUCAGAUUUCCAGCAUCUGCAGUUUUUGCUUUUAACGACAAGUGUUCUGUCUUGAGUUUCCUUGCCCUAUUUAAGAAAUUCCAGUGAGAAGUGGCUUGUUCAGAGUUUGCACUUAGAUUUCUACAAAACUGGAAAUGUUCCUUCGUGUGAGUAGGCUAGCCUACUUUGUGUUUUGACAUUUCACUUGAUUCAAAGAUAGACCAAAUUUAGAAGUCAGCAUCUUGAGCCAACUUGUCAUUUGAACUGAGGCAUCAAAGUUUGGGCAUAAAAUUGUCAAAAGGCAUGAUUGUCAACUAUGGAAUCAACUGGUCAAUCAUCGUAGUGUGGCACACGUUCGCUUUAGACCAACCUACCAUGCUCCAGUGCUAUUGAGGAGACCUCCAUGACUAAGGGAGAAAAUUGAACCUCUGUAUAGAGUUGGGGCUUAAAAAAAUAACUUGCUGAUUUUGGGGAAAAGGGAAAUCCUGUGCAUAAUUUUAUGAUUGUCCUGUGAUCUGUGUGUUGUUUCUGAUAACUCGUUUAAAUUUCUAGGCAGAAGAAACAAAUCAUAAAUGGAUAUUCUUUAUUGUUCACAACCUUGUCACUUUAACACAUGAAAAUGGUUCAGCUUUGUUAAUUACAAAAAAAAUGACCUGAUAAACAGGACGUACAGGUCUAAUGCUUUUGUAUCUUCACUCCUGGCCAAGAGAAAUUUUGGGCAUGUUAUGAUCCUAUGGUCUUUUUUUAUUUUUCAUGUUGAGGAUCUGUUUGAUCCCAGUAUCUGAAUGUUUGGACAAGAUGAUUUAUUUAUUGGUUUAUGAGCCCUCGAUUACAACACUAAAGUGAAAUAAAAGGGGGAGCUUAUUAGGCACUUUUUAAAUAUGUUGUGUGUUAAGAAACAUGAAUGUUAAACUAUCUAAAGCUGUUUGUCAAAGUGGUUUCAGUGAUUUGACCUUUCAACAGCUCAGUCGGGCACCAAAUCAGUGCUUAAGGAUGUCAUCCUUGCAAGUGUCUGCUGACCUGUUGGCCAUAAGGAAUCAACCAGCACGAAUUUCUAUUAGAUUUACGUUUGAUUGACGUGUAAAUAGAUCUUGGACAUGUUCGGGUGUCCUGCUCAAGAACUAAAAUGAGUACAGCAGGCAAUU
Stegostoma tigrinum is the source of this 10321-nucleotide messenger RNA. RefSeq names its product ubiquitin specific peptidase 20 (gene usp20). Lineage: Eukaryota; Metazoa; Chordata; Chondrichthyes; Orectolobiformes; Stegostomatidae. Gene Ontology annotation, molecular function: cysteine-type deubiquitinase activity; zinc ion binding. Bases 149 to 2878 code for a protein of 909 amino acids. The record is from RefSeq and is a predicted model, not a curated record. Gene Ontology annotation, biological process: protein deubiquitination. The transcript has 25 exons.